Molecule: messenger RNA, 945 nt
Organism: Moesziomyces aphidis
Lineage: Eukaryota; Fungi; Basidiomycota; Ustilaginomycetes; Ustilaginales; Ustilaginaceae
Source: the annotation of a GenBank genome assembly
AUGUCUUCAUUGCCACGUAACCCCAAUCCCAAUCCGCCCGAUGGCGAAACUUCGGUCAACAUUUACGGCUACACGCCCUGGCUUGCGCUCUGCAUCUUUUCGGCGGCCUUUUUUGGCGUUGCGCUGUUCUUGCAUGCUGGAUACGCUGUUUCUGCUGCUCGUCGGCGCGAAAAAGUCCCGGCUGCUUCCUAUGAAGAUCAGAUGGGGACAAAGCGUAUUGAUUCCGAGCCUGAGGGCACCAUCAACGCCGGCGUGACAACUUUUGAGGUUCCGUUCUGCGUAGGCUGUGCGCUCGAGGUCGUCGGCUACGCCUUCCGUACAGCCAGCAGUCGUAACCCUUUCGUCCUGACCAGCUUCAUCCUCAACUACUUUAUGAUUGUCGUCGCACCGGUCUUCUUCUCGGCCUCCCAGUACUACUGUCUGAGCCUGCUGCUGCAACGCCAUCCGUCCUACACGAGCCUCGUACCGCUGUCCGGCAAGGCCAUCGUGGCCACCUUUGUGACGGCCGAUGCAGUGACCAUCGUAAUGCAAAUCGCCGGCGCAGCACUGGUGGGUGUGGCGGAGUCCGAUCGAGCCUCAGGCAAGGUGCCACCGCUUACGCCUGCCCAGGCUAAUGACAUUCUUCGAGCCGGUCUGGCGGUACAGGUAUUCUCGAUCACCAUAUUCCUCUUGUUGCUCGCCCUGCUGUUCUGCAAAGUGACGCGGCGGGGUUCGAUCAACACCGCAUCACCCGAUGCCUGGCGUCGCCGUGCCCUGCUUGCCGUGCUGGCUCUCUCUACCGUCUUCAUCUACCUCCGCACCGUGUUCCGUCUAGCCGAAGCAGCCAGCGGCGUCACAUCAGGCAUUACGCUCAACCAAGCCCUCUUUGUCGCACUCGAGACCGUGCCGGUGUUUGUCGCCGUGUUACUGUGGACUGUACUGCCCUUGCACGUGUUGCUACGCUAG